CGAAUUCUCUCGGCUUCCUUCCUGGGAAACUGUUUCUCUGCAUUUCCACUGUCGUCUGUUGUCUUCAUCUGUUCGCGUCCUCCCUCUCUCUCUCUCUCUCUCUCUCUCCCCUUUGUACGUGAAGAGUUUUUUGCUUCUUCUUCACUGUGAGUUUCUGCAAUCCUUCCCGCUCUCCUUUUCCCUCUUCCGUUCAUUCGGCGGUCGUCUUCUCUGAAGUUGUUGCACUGCACUUGCAUGUUCCUUCUUUCUCAGUUGAUUAAUGCAUCUCAAUUAUCAGUUACUAAUUGAUGCUUUAAGAGUUCCCAACAUGUUUAAGGUCCCCGAUCAUCAGGUUGCGGGCCACGAAGCCCGUGACGGGAAGCUCGGACCUCUGGUCGAUGAUUUGGGAUGCUUCUACAAGCCUCUCCAAGACGAUGAUCGUGGAUCCAAAGAACUGGCUUUCUACACUAAGUUCUCGUCCAUGCCUGAGAUUACGAGUCACAUUCGCCGAUUCUUCCCGACCUUCCAUGGGGUCCAAACUCUUGCGGCAUCUGAUGGGUCAGGUCCGCGCCCUCACCUCGUCUUGCAGGAUGUUGUGUUUGGCCGCGUGAACCCGUCUGUCGUGGAUAUAAAGAUUGGGUCCAGGACGUGGUAUCCUCAAGCCUCGGAGGACUACGUCAAUAGGUGUUUGAAGAAAGAUAGGGAGACUACAAGCCUUUUGCUAGGUUUUAGGAUAUCGGGCUUGAAAAUAUAUGGCGGUGAUCGAUCGGGAUUCUGGAAACCCGAGAAAAAGGUUGUGCAGAGCUUCACCUUGCAGGACGUUCGGUUUGUUCUCAGGAAAUUUGUUUCUUGUAACUUGGAGACACCCGAUUCAGUCACAGAUCCAGAUUGUUCUUUUGCAUCAGCAGUUUAUGGGGGUACUGGGGGGAUUUUGUCGCAGUUACUGGAGCUGAAGGAGUGGUUUGAGGAUCAGACAAUGUUUCAUUUCAAUUCAUGUUCCGUUCUUAUGGUUUACGAGAAGGAAUCGGUCCUGAGGGGCGAAACUUCAGGUGCUGAAGUUAAGCUCAUCGAUUUUGCUCAUGUGACGGAGGGGGAUGGCGUGAUCGACCACAACUUUCUGGGUGGCCUCUGUUCCUUGAUAAAGUUCAUAUCUGACAUUGUUAAUGAUACUGAGAAGUGCUGGAACUAAGAAAGCUUGCUUAAAUCUCAGAGGAGCCAAUGAUCGAGUGCCCUAUGAGUCCGGAACUCCUCAGGCAUCAUCUCACUGCCAGAGGAAUUGGCCAUUGGUGGCUUAGAACCGACACGGAAAAUGCAUUUUUCCUACUGAGGACCUCCGGAGAUGUUCGGCGCGUUUAUAAGGAGGUUGCUCAGGAAUGAGUUUCUGUUUUGUGUUUCCUCCCCGGUUUUUCUUUUCCAGGAAAGCAGAUUACUUCAUAGGAAACAUGUUUUGCUAGGCAGCUUUCUUUAAAAGUGUGUUCUAGUUUCUCAAAGGUACAGUUUCUCCUUAAUGGAGUGUUUCUUUGUUUUUUUUUUUUUUGGCUGGGUAAUGUAGGGGUUGAUUGUUCUGAUAAUUGGUCCACAGCUAUGAACUUAACCCGAUUCGGAACGUUCCUAAACAAAAA
Molecule: messenger RNA, 1601 nt
Organism: Punica granatum (pomegranate)
Lineage: Eukaryota; Viridiplantae; Streptophyta; Magnoliopsida; Myrtales; Lythraceae
Source: RefSeq, a predicted model, not a curated record